Biomphalaria glabrata is the source of this 1478-nucleotide messenger RNA. RefSeq names its product chromobox protein homolog 8-like. The transcript has 5 exons. Bases 70 to 1137 code for a protein of 355 amino acids. NCBI's taxonomy places the organism in Eukaryota, Metazoa, Mollusca, Gastropoda, Planorbidae. The record is from RefSeq and is a predicted model, not a curated record.
UAUCUAGAUCUAGAUUCUAAAGAUAAGAAGUUUAAAAUAUUCGUUUACAUUUUGGGCUCCAUCUGGCGUAUGUUUAUAUUAAUGUAUAUGGAGCUAACUAAAAUGGGUGAAAGGGUUUUCGCAGCUGAAUGUAUCCAAAAACGUCGCGUUCGAAAGGGCAAAGUGGAAUAUUUUGUUAAGUGGAAAGGCUGGUCUAUUAAGUAUAACACAUGGGAGCCUGAGGAAAACAUUUUAGAUCAACGUUUGAUCGAGCAAUUCAAAAGAGAAAGCUCUGGUGGUGGCAAAAAAGGACAGAGGUUCAAAAAGAAAUUUCAGGAACUUGCAGAAAACACUCUGAAUACUACAGAUGGAGACGAUGAUGAUGAUGAUGAUGAAAAUGAUGAUGAUGCAGAAGCAAGCAGCAGUACGGAUGAUGAAUCUAGUGAAUCUAGUGUUGAAGCAUCUAAACCUAAAAAGGACUCUCAUCGUUCUAUCAGCCCAGCACGUUGUGAAAAAGACCAAGAUAAAAUGAAAGAGAAAGUUACACCCGCUGGUAGUUCUAAAUCAGAUACACAGAAUAGUGUUCCUGUAAAAAGAGGCCCUGGUCGUCCACCAAAAAAUCCUAGUCAUCCAAGUUACAUCCCUACUUGUAAAAAAAUCAAGUUUGAAUCCAGUAAACCAAAACUUGGAAGAAAACCUGGUCCCAAAAAAACUGCAGUCAAGGUUAAAUCCUCCAGCAGUGCAGUUUCUCAAACCAAUAGAUCAACUGAACACACAAAUACAAUCAGUGAUAGUAAUGAAACUAGCACAAAAAGUUCAGAGAAAGAAAAUGAAAAUUUAUCAAAAAAGGAUUCCACUACUGAUACUAAAGUUGACAGCAUCCCAUUAAUCAAAUCUGUUAUAGUAGGGUCAAAGACAGUUGAUAAUGGCAUUUAUGAUUUUCCUUCUGAUGAUUGUGAUUCCAACAAAGGGUCACUUUCACACAAUAUGCCAAAAAACAUUGUAACUGGUAAAAAAUAUUGGGUACCCAAAGGAUACUUUAAGCCUGUUGUAGACAGUGUUGUUAUAACUGAUGUGGAUACUUCAGAUAAACUUAUCACUAUUAGAGAAUGUGUUUUUGAAAAAGGAUUUUUUAACCCCAAAAAUACUCUAAUGUGAUGUUUUAAUAUAAUUUUUUUCCUAAUGGUAAGUAGUGAAAGGUUUGGAUAACAGUUGGCUGCGAGAACUAGAGAUCUUACUGUGGUAAUGGCUAUGCUUAAUGUCAUUUUAAUGAUAUGUCAAACAGUUGACAGCCAAAGAAUAUGGAAAAAAUUCUUAUUCUUACACAUUUUCUUGAUGAAAAAUGUUUAAUUAGGCCUACAUUUGUAAUUCAUCCAAAUUAAUUCAUUUCAGAUAAUACUAAGAAUGUAGUGUAUAUUAAUGCAAUGAUAAAAAAAAGAUGUUUAUUAUAUCACCAGUGUUUGUAAGAAUAAUAAAAAGAAUGUAUUUCCAAACUAAAA